UGCUGCUCCGGGCGCUCCAUCGCCGGCCUGGGGACUCGGGAUCCCGCCGCCCGGCCGCAGCAUGGGGCGCUUCCGCGGGGGCCUGCGCUGCAUCAAGUACCUGCUGCUCGGCUUCAACCUGCUCUUCUGGCUGGCGGGGUCGGCCGUCAUCGCCUUCGGACUGUGGUUUCGGUUCGGAGGCACCAUGAAGGAUCUGUCAUCGGGGGACAAGUCCCCGGAGUACUUCUAUGUGGGGUUCUACGUGCUGGUGGGAGCUGGGGCCCUGAUGAUGGCCGUGGGCUUCUUCGGGUGCUGCGGAGCCAUGCGGGAGUCACAGUGUGUGCUCGGAUCUUUUUUCACCUGCCUGCUGGUGAUAUUUGCUGCUGAAGUAACCACUGGAGUGUUUGCUUUCAUAGGCAAGGAUGUAGCUAUCCGACAUGUUCAGACCAUGUAUGAAGAGAUUUAUAACGAUUACCUUAAAGACAGGGGAAGGGGAAAUGAGACUCUCAUUACCUUCCACUCAGCAUUUCAGUGCUGCGGAAAAGAAAGUUCGGAACCGGUCCAACCCACAUGCCCAAAGGAGCUUCUAGGACACAAGAACUGCAUUGAUGAAAUCGAGACCAUACUCAGUGUUAAGCUCCAGCUCAUGGGAAUUGUCGGUAUUGGAAUUGCAGGUCUCACGAUCUUCGGCAUGAUAUUCAGCAUGGUCCUUUGCUGCGCGAUACGAAACUCACGAGAUGUGAUAUGAAGCUACUUCUACGUGAAAAUUUCAAUCGAGAGCUUUCAUAUAAAUGUCACAGGAGCUGUCUCCUGGCUCGUUUUUAAUAUUCAAAGGACAUUAGGAUCUAAAAUAAUUUGCUGUCAAUUGUACAUUUGCACAUGUAUGUAUGCUUGGCUUGUACUGAUUUACCCCUCGAGUGAAUGCCUAUGUAUGUUGAUUGAGAGCAUGUUCGUGUGUGACCUAUGUGCUUCCAGCAUAUGCAUUAUACAGAAUGAAAUCAGUUUGCUGGGAAUUCUUGAUUCUUGUUAUAUGGUGAAAGGAACAACCUGUUUAACUCUCAGAAAAAGGUCAAAAGCUUUGAAAAACUUAAAAACUUGGCUAUGCAUAAAAAAGUAAUAAUGGAUCGGUUUCUCAAAGUCUAGCCACAGAAAGUUAGGUACAGAGAAUCCAGGGAUUUCUAGUUAACAGAAGCAAUAAGCUAUGGGAAUGGAGAGAUCACAGUGUAGUGCUAAACUUGACUAUGUCUGAGGAGAGUGUAAGGGUUCCUGGGAUUUUUUUAUAUACAUACUCUCCCCUGAAUACAGUAAACCACAGUUUUAGAACUAAAUACAUCUGUAAAACUAAAUAUAGCAUGGAAAAUCUAAUUUGAAUAAGUCAUACUUUCCUAGUAUUUAAAAACCUCCCUCUGGAAAGAGUGGUCACACAGACAAUCAUGUGUCCUAUAAAAGCAAGUGUUUUAAGGACUAAAACAAAAAAACUUUUAACUACUUUUUAAGAAAAUAUUUUUGUCCUCCUAUAAAGAUGUUUAAAUGUCGCUUUAUUACUUUUUUUCUGACGCUGCUUUGAACUACUGCAACCCUCACAUCCACAAAAAGGUUUGUAUCUCCAGCUUGUAUUUCUCCAUAUGCAAGGCUAGGAAGACUAAAGUAAGAGACCUGGCAGUUGGACAUUGUGGGAAAGAGAAUUUUUACUGGCACUGUAUCUUUAAAAUACCUCAUAACUUGAGUUUACAUAUUUUCCUAUUUUUCUUAUUUAUUCAUCUAGAGAAUUCUUCAUAGAUUAAGAACUAUAGUUUUCACCAUUUAAAAUGAAUAAAACAAAAUCCUAAGUCAAAUAUUAUAUCAUGAGUGUCCUUGGCCAACCCAACAUAAACAAAGGAAAGCAUCGUCUCCCAGUUGUGUGCACACAACAGAGACAACCUAAGGAAACAGAAACAUUUCCACACACUGCAGCAAUCUGGUUAGUCCAAUGCACAUCCCCCAUAAAAAUAAAAUCUUCAUGUUCUUCUAUGGUCUUGAUGCUUCAUUUUAAGAACAUAAACCCAAAUUUAGGAUCUAAAUUGAUAUAUUUGUUCAUUUUUAACAACUCGGUACAUUUAGUAAAUAAAUCCUAGAGGUUUUUUUAAUUAUUGCAUUUGUUAAAGCCACCCAGAAGUGAAAGUACUGGGGACUUUGGAAAUGCCCAAGUAAGGUUGUGCACGUGUGAGAAAAGAAGUCUUUGGGUGUGCUCUUCCAGGAAACGUCUACAAACCAUUUUAAUGAGAAGGCUUAACCAUCUGAAAUGUCUCACUCCCAUAGAGAACCACAUUUCCUCUCUGCCACACUUACUACUGCUACUAGGCUUUUCUAGAAAAAAAGUCAGAUUGGAAACGAGCUAAAAAUUGAAUUGCGCAUAGCUACUUUACUGUUUCUAUCGCCAACAAAAAUAUUAUUUAAGAAAAUCAAUUCAUGAAAUAACAGUUUAUACCCCAUUCAUUGAGAAAUACAACCUUUUAAGCGGAGAACAAACAGUCCCUCUCUCUUGGUGGCUUCAGUUCAUCUGUCUGCUUGAAGACAGGAAGCGGGCCCAAGUUGCACGCUCAGGUUUCUUCCAGCUCAGACUCAGCUUGGAUUCAACAAAAGGGAGUUCCAUUGUAUAUCUGAACAACCAACCUUCAAAAAGACCACACUGGUUAAGAGUAGAGAUAUGUGCCAUAUAUGAUUAAUGUGCCAUAUGUGAUUAAUAUGUAUCUCUUGAAUAUAUAUACAUAUAUAACUUGAAUAUAUGUAUACAUGUGUAUGUGUGUGCAUGCAUAUACACAUAUGUAUACAUAUAUGGACACACACACACACAUAUAUAUAAAAGUUUGGUUAUGUCUGUUUACCUGAACUAAUCUGAGGUCAGGCCCAAACAUAUUCUUAAGCGUCUGGUGCCAAAGCACUGAAUUAAAACUUCUUGAAAUAUUUUAAGUUAUUUCAAAUUAAAUUUUCUAUGUACUAGAA
Eptesicus fuscus (big brown bat) is the source of this 2961-nucleotide messenger RNA. RefSeq names its product tetraspanin 2 (gene TSPAN2). Gene Ontology annotation, cellular component: membrane. Bases 62 to 727 code for a protein of 221 amino acids. The record is from RefSeq and is a predicted model, not a curated record. The transcript is spliced from 8 exons. NCBI's taxonomy places the organism in Eukaryota, Metazoa, Chordata, Mammalia, Chiroptera, Vespertilionidae.